Molecule: messenger RNA, 225 nt
Organism: Suillus fuscotomentosus
Lineage: Eukaryota; Fungi; Basidiomycota; Agaricomycetes; Boletales; Suillaceae
Exons: 1
Source: RefSeq, a predicted model, not a curated record
CUUUGCAGAAAGUUCAAAGAGGCUGCCAGGGGUGCAGCAGAGAGCAGACUUUCAUUCCAAAAUCUUAAUGAGACAGCUCACCCUGACAUGGUCAGUCUUUGGGAAGCAGAUGAGGCACUUGCUCAGGUAAACAGACUGGAGGAUCCAACAGCCAUGGACAUUUAUGAGGUCCGGUUAAAAAAGGGCAGGUGUCAAAUUCUACUAACAUUCAUUCAGGCUGAAUCA